This is a messenger RNA of Monosiga brevicollis MX1, 468 nucleotides long. RefSeq lists its product as uncharacterized. The transcript has a single exon. Gene Ontology annotation, biological process: microtubule-based movement. Gene Ontology annotation, cellular component: kinesin complex; microtubule. Lineage: Eukaryota; Choanoflagellata; Craspedida; Salpingoecidae. Gene Ontology annotation, molecular function: microtubule binding; ATP hydrolysis activity; microtubule motor activity. The annotation marks the transcript as partial. The record is from RefSeq and is a predicted model, not a curated record.
CUUUUUGCUUUUGGUCAGAUUGGCUCGGGCAAGACCUUCACCAUGGUCGGCACAGAGCAGGAGCCAGGGCUGAUUAUCACGGUUUGCGAAGCCUUGAUUGAGCGUGCACGAUUGGAAGGCCGAGAGAUUUCUCUGACCGCCUCCUACCUCGAGCUUUACAAUGAGAAAGUGCGCGAUCUCCUGCACUCCCCCGCCGAGGAGCGGCCACAGCUGCGAAUCCGCGAGCAUCCGACAGAGGGGCCUUUUGUGGAGAAUCUAUCACAGCAUGACGCUAGUACUGCAGAGAAUAUACGGCAUCUCGUGUUUCGGGGCCAGCAACACCGUCGAACAGCUAGCGUGGAUCUGAACGACAGUUCCAACCGCGGUCAUGCCAUCUUCACUCUCGUCUUACGCCAGUUUACCGUCAAAAACGGCUUGGAAGUUCAAACUACUAGCCGCAUCAAUCUCGUCGACUUGGCUGGCUUUGAG